AUCCAUAUAGGCGUUUGACUUGUGUCUCUCAUCAUCACUCGUUCGCUCGGCAUGCAUCCAUCCAUCGUUGUCAUGAAGUCACGUACGUACAAGGCUCUACACUUUACACAAGAACGACUCAAAAAGAAAACAGCCGCCGCAUCCCCUCGCCCACAGUGACUGUGCGCAUCCGUCGUCUGUCUGUCUGGUGUCACCCAUCCAUCACUCAUUCAUUCCUCAACGUCAAAGUCCGAGGCAACAUACUGCGUGGCGACCUGAAAGCUCGUGACGAACUUGCCUUCCGUGUCCAUGCGGCUGUCUGCCGAGAGGUAAUCCGACAGCCACUGACCAAUGGCGUGUGGAUGCCUGCAACGGAAGGAAAACGCAGCAGAGAAGCAAAUGGGACAGGUGCUCGUACGUGAACCUUCGUGGGAAUGAUCUGAUCUGUAGGUACCUGAGCCUGGCCCUCGCGAGAAUGAAGACAAAGAGCGGCAGCUCAUCAUCCAUCGCCUCGACCUCGUACCGACCUCGAGAACCCUGCGAGCGACAUACACCACACAAGCGACAUACCGCUCCCUCUCCACGUUUGCGUGCAUUGGUCGUGUCCCUCCCUCCGUCCCCGCAUCCCCAGCAUCCAUCCAUCGUCAUCCAUAAUGACCUACCUCGAGUACGGCAGCUCUCAUAUCAACAAAGGUGAGGAGCAGUAGGUACAGGGCCUCUGUUGGCGCCAGCCCCGGCUCCUCCAGGCCCGACAGGUGCUGGAUAGCUCGACUGUAAAUGCUCGACGCCGAACGCUGCGUCGAUGUGUCGUCGCUCGUGGGCGAGGGGGAGCUUCUUGUGUCUUGCGUGGACAUCAAUGGAGCCUCUCCCGCACGGCCACUCGCUGACGACGAUGUCGCACCGAGGGAAGAGCCGCCGACGACACUCCACUUGUCGUCGGAGGGUACCGUGGGCGGGCCAGCUGCCGCGGGAGGAGCCGCCUCCCCUCCUGCUGUGCGUUGGGGGGACGUUGGGGCAUGUUGGUCAUCAAUCGAGUCCAGUGUGAUCAGGUUGCGGGUAGGCGUAGCUGCUCUCCUCGCAGCAGGCGACCCGAUGAGCUCCAUCACACCUGGCAAUGACAGACAAUCAGGAGCCAACCAACAGCCACACAAUGCAUGCAGCACGUGAUGUUGCAUCUGUUUGUCACGCCCUCCCUGUUUACCGACCUUUUCGCGGCGAUAUGGCGUCUUCAAGGUUGAGGAGGUCGAGCCCCCGGCCAGUGGUGGCGCCACCCAGCCGCUCGCUCUUGCUGCUCCCAGUUGGCGACCCACCAUGCGAUUUGCCCAGCACCGAAGGCUCGAGCUGCCCCGAGAGCGAUUGUACGAGCAGGGGAGGGGGAGGUGAAGGGACAGCGGGGGGAGGAAGGGCAGGCGGAGAUGACGGCGGCACCUGGGCCGCUGGCGCCGGCGAUGUACCUUGGGGCUUCGGCUUGAACAUGUAGAACUUCUUGCGGAUCUCGAGAGCUCGGCACAGACGCUCGUCAGAGAUGUUCUCCAGCCGUUGACAUUUGCCCCAGAACCUGAUCACGCAGGCACAUGUCAGCAGACAAGGCAGACACAACAGUGCGGUCGGUCGGCAGUGCUGGCACGUGACGUGCAUUUGUUUGGUGCUUACAGGUUGUCCUUCUCAGCGUAUUUCGCGUGGUAGUAAGUGCGGAUAGUCACGCCAAUGGUGGAGAACAGAUAACGCUCGACAGCCAGCUGAGAGACGGACAGGACAGGCAUCGUCCACACGAGUGCACUUCCCGUCUCCUGCUCUCUGCCGUCUGAUCCUUACCGGACAUCGCGGAAGGAGGUCAGUGGUGAGGUGGGUUGUAAGGUCGUCCGAUCCCGACGCAGCCAUCGAUGCAAAGUUGUUGCGGAUGUGCCGGACAGUCGCAGCGAUGUAUCCGCGGACCUUUCGCAUCGGUGAGGCGUGCUCCCCGCCUCCGAUGACCAUGUCAGGCCCCCCUCCAUGGUGCUUCGCUUCUUCUGCCUCCAGCUCCCUGGUUUGGCGUGCCAGGUCCUCCUCCAUCUCUUGCAUGAACGAUCGCAGCGACUGGCCUACAUGUAUAAUUGAUUUAUACACAGGCAGACAGACCAAUGACUUGCAGAAUCCGUUGGCCCUCAGUCGGCACAAAGAUGAGUUACCUAGCAAAUACGUGUCGUUCGCCAACACCUUGCAGAAGUGAUAGUACGCAGCGGCCUACAAAGCCACACACCACUCCGCAUUAGCUGAUGACCUCAGACAAAUGUGUGCAUUGCUUGGUCGUCUGGUCUCUGUGCGCAUACGUCCAGUUUGAGGGGUCGUGAGACAGUGCUGAUGGUACUGCUGAUGUGGUGAAGGGCCUCCUCUGAGGGCGACCCAUCGCUGCCUGCUGAGCCGUUUGUGGCUGUUGCUGCGUACGGCAGGGGGAGCUCCCUUGCGGUAAGGGGCGGCGAUGGACUGCCUGGGUCUCGCCCCCGAUGGUGUGAUGCCGCACGGUGGUGGAAUGCCGCAUGGCUGUCAGCCCGAGUCUUGGCCGUGAAGCCGAAGCCAGCUGCCCCCAUCUCAUCCUCGUGGUCGUCGUCGCCGCUGAGAUGCAGCCUCUGAUAGAAGCUGGCCACCAGGACCUUGCCGACGGGCCAUGACGGCAGCGAAGACCCGCAAUCUUCACACCUCCCCUGACGCCACGCAGCAACGUUCGUGCCGUAAUUGGGGGACUGGGCCGUCCGAAAGGCGGAAUGGGCCUGGCCGAACUGAGACGAUGAGGGAGCCGCCAAGUAGCCGGGUGAUUUGGGGGUAAGGGAGGGGGUGCGGGAACGGACGGGCAGAUCCUUGGGGCUCAACGAAGCCGACCGCUGACCGAUGCUUGCAUUGUCCUGAACAGACGACAAUAGAGCAAGGGAUGGAUGGCCCUGACGACCCUGUCGUGUGCAUCUGUGUGUUGGGACCAUUACCGGCGAUGUCGGCAUCGAUCGGCUCGGGAUGAAAUGGAUAGCAUGGGCUGGCAGCGUGGAGCUGAACGUGAUGUCCAGCAGAUCGAACAGGGGCAGCAAAUCAGCGUUGCGACCCUGAAGCACGCGCGCGCGCACACACACACAAAGAGAGAGAGAGAGAGAGUCUACAGGACGCCGAGACGAUUGCACGUGAACGCCUGACUACGCACCCGUAUUGCGAUGACUCUCAUGUUCCUGAACCGCCGUCCACUGGUCACCUCACAGAGAACCACUGCCCCCCACUGCCCCUCUGCAUUUGCAGGAUGGAAUGGCAGCGUCGCGUACUCAUACGGUAGACGCGGCGGGGAUCGCGAGAACGACUCCGGGGUCGCAUGCUUGCCGUACACGUACGGCGAAAGGGCAUGGGGGAGCCCUCGCCCUUGCCUGCUCAGCCGUCUUGACUGCAUCGCGGCAUCACCGACCGCCUCUCGCUGCACGAGCCAUCGCCACGCCCACCCCCACCCUUGGAGCGCCUCGCCACCGACCAGGUGUGGUGGACUGCUGGACGAGUAGGCUCCAGACGACAAUGAAUCAGACGGAUGGCCGUCCCUCUCUGCGUCCGGGUCCCACUCUAGUUGGGUUGGCGAGCCCCGUGGCCGAGUGACCGUAUCGCAAGCCGUUGAAGCCAAAGAGCUGAUGUCCGCCGCGUGUUCGAUCGCGUCGUCACUCAACGGCAGCGAUGUCGUCACACGGCCAUCAGCUGUCAUUGCGGUAUCCCUGAUGGACGGGCUUGGCGUCCCCAGUGCUGUGUCUUGUGUGAGCGCGCCAGGGUGGGAGUAGCCGCCACCCUUGGUCGACGCCGUACUGGAAAACCGUGACGCAGCACCUGAAAGAGGGAAAACAGAGAAGCACCCAAUCUCCCUCGGCGGCGGGCAGACGGAGAAUGACAGAGACCGUGUACCUUGGAUGGCUGCUACGAUGGGCCUCAAGCAGUAAACCAGGCAUUUGGAGGCUCCCGCGGCGAGGAGGUCUCCUCGUCUCGAAUGCGUAGGCGCCCUGACGGCAACGCAGGAGUGAGGUGAAGUCCGCAUCACCUGAUAGUGGAGCGACUCCGCCACGGUCCUGAAUGGAAACAGGCACAGACGCUGCCACAUCACUGCCUGACAGGGUCUUCCCACCUUCUCACCUGAAAGUGUUGAGUAUGCUUGCGACCUUCACCUUGACUGGAAAGGUGACGCGGUACUCGAGGGCCGUCUCCUCAAAGUCCUCACAGGCAAGUCGACGUGCGGGCACUGGCCUCCUCUUCCUGCCUUCGCUGAGCGCCCAGUCUGCUUCGCCAACAUCGUCAUCACUGCUCCUCUCAUCGCUUCCAGGAGGCGCAGUGCGUGCACUGUGAGGACGGGGCUUCGACGUCGUCUCAUCAAAAGCACUGACAGGGGAGGACAGCGCCAUUUCGUU
Messenger RNA from Vitrella brassicaformis, 4373 nucleotides. NCBI's taxonomy places the organism in Eukaryota, Vitrellaceae. The record is from the annotation of a GenBank genome assembly.